CGAAAACUCCACUAAAAUGUAAACCAGAAAUACCCCUACCGUUCGAACCUGCCCUAACGUACCUAAGUGUAGAUGCAGACUUAUUAAAAGGGCGAGCCGUCGAGGACAAUAGCCUGGUUCGCCGUCCCGUCCAGUCCAGUCCAAAAAACAAACCCUUUUCCAACCGUUGUCAACUCAUUUGUCAACCUCCUUUUUAACUUUGCAUCCUCAAAUACCUAUCGUCUACCAGCCGUAGCGUCUCAUCUCCCGGUCCCGCAUUCACUUACCAUCACUUAUUUUCGCUGACAAGAUGAGAUUGCUGCUACGUCUUGCCAAUAUGACCGGUACUCUCGAUUCUCUUUGAUCUGGCGUCUGCCGGACCGGACGACAUCUUCCAACUCAUCUUCCUAUCAGCACUUGCACUUUAAAUACGAGACACGCACUCCCCAAUCUUACUGCUUAAAUACUUCGCUUCUCCGCCUACACGGCAGGGUAUUAACUGGACAAUUCGGAACCAACCGCCGCGCCUCGCUUCCCUUGCAGAAUACGCCAUCAGCUCAGGCGGUUGGAAGAUAUGCUGUCCUGGCGAAGCCAGGAUCACGGCGAGGACCUGGAGUCCUUACAAGAUCGCAAUGACGUAACCUAUAACGAAGAAAAACUCGAAUCACCUCACGCGAUGGGAGUUAGUACGGAGUCUCCUGACGUCGUUCUUCGGGAAGCAUAUGUUUCCGCAAAGGACAUAGCUGUUGAACGACCACUACUAUUUUCCGGCGCUCCGCCUGUCAAUUUUGCCGUGGUUCUUCCCGGCUUAUAUCGAAGUGGCUACCCAAAGGCUGCGGAUUAUCCGUUCAUGCGGACCCUCAAGCUUAAGACCAUCGUCACCCUAGUCGGAAAAGAUCUCCCCGACGGCUAUCAGCAGUUUAUUGAGGCGAACCGUAUCAAACACGAAAUAUUCGACAUGACCGGCACGAAAAAGGCCGAGAUCCCUAUCAAAAUGAUGCAGUCGAUCAUCUCCAUCGUCAGCAAUCGGGAAAACUAUCCUUUGCUCAUCCAUUGCAAUCAGGGUAAGCACCGGACAGGAUGCGUCGUCGGUAUCCUGCGCAAGACUAAGGAGUGGGACACGGCCAGCAUUAUUCGAGAGUACAGCAAAUAUGCGGAGCCGAAGGUCAGAGAGACGGACGUCAAGUACAUCACCGACUUUAAAAUAGCCGAUAUUCCGAGAGUCGCGCCAAGACUGACCGGGGCGCCUUACAUUGUGCGAACAUUCUACGGCAUGGUGAUGUUGGCGUCCUUUACAUUGUCGGUUUGGAUGUACUCUGGCGCCAGGCUCCUGAUACUCACAACAACAUAACUAUCGAUGGCGCCGCUUCAAUGAUCAGAUCUUAUAGAUGGACACAUUCCCACGUAUGUCUGAAGAGGCACAAUCAGAAUAGAUAAACCCAAUGCGAUUAAACAGGUUGCGUAGAGUUAGUACUACGCUCAGAAGAGGGAAGAGGGGAGCGGAGAUUUGGGGUAAAAGCUACACCAUAUGAGGCGUUGAGAAGAAAAAAAAAAUGAUGGCAUUUCCGCGGGUUGAGAUACAGGGGUUGUACCGGUGGUCGGUUUAGGAGACGAUCAAGAGCUGAGGUGUCUCCUGGCGUUUGAUUAAGGGUUGGUUCCGACGGACAACUCCGUCGCAUCUUUGAUUUAUAUUCUUUUGUCAAAAGGGUUUGUGGUUUCGGUAAUUCGUCAGGAUCCAGAUAAUGGAAUUGGAGAUCUCUGGUUGCAACUUGGAUGGGUUAGACAGAUGUUAAAAGAGUGCCGUGAAGCUUAAUAAUAGGCACGCUCGCAUCCAGAAUUAUACUUCUUUCCACG
Molecule: messenger RNA, 1833 nt
Organism: Daldinia loculata
Lineage: Eukaryota; Fungi; Ascomycota; Sordariomycetes; Xylariales; Hypoxylaceae
Product: tyrosine phosphatase family-domain-containing protein
Exons: 1
Coding region: 554-1330 (258 amino acids)
Biological process (GO): protein dephosphorylation
Cellular component (GO): cytoplasm
Molecular function (GO): phosphatase activity; inositol diphosphate tetrakisphosphate diphosphatase activity
Source: RefSeq, a predicted model, not a curated record